AUGACCAUGUCUUCUCAGAGUGUCCCAGCAGUUCGCUUUUCGGACGCUACACGCGUCCAGAAGCUCGACUCACAUACGUACAGAGCGAAUCUCGAAAAGGCAUUCUGCAUCGUUGCUGUGCCCAAUGGCGGCUACGCGGGCUCCUGUAUGCUUGCGGCUGCGGCGGACCGCCUCGCAGAGCGUGGGCAGCCCGACAUGAUCACGGCGCAUUUUGAGUACCCCGAGCGGACAUUCCCAGGCCCUGCAAUAAUCAAGAUUGAGGACAUCAAGCUGGGGAGCAACAUCUCACGGCUCCAUCUCACGCUUUGGCAGGGCAAGAUCCUCUCCGAGGCUCCCUGGAUCGACCCUGCAUCCUCCAGCCGCAAGAUCCUCGCCUAUUCAAUCCAUGCUGACCUCAACAACUUUGAUGGCUUCUCUCUCCCCACAGGCUAUGAGGUCACCGAGGGUGCCGCGUUGCCUCCCCAGCCUGAUUUCAAUCGCCUCAAAACGAAGGGGGGCGAUGAUGUGUGGGAGGAGCAGACUCUGCCCAAAGGCUCAGAGGAGUGGCACUCUUUGCGCAACUGGCAAUUCUUUGUGCCUCGCCAGGGCCCUCUGACUCCCGGGGUGAUGGAUGUCUGGAUCCGCCUGGCGAGUGGUGAGCGCAUCGUGCAGGGCGCGCUGCCGUACGUGUUCGACUCGUUCCCCUACAAUACCUACACCUUCCUGGUGUCGCCUGAGUUCCGAAAGCUCGUGGAACCGCCUAAGAAGAAGGCGGAUGACAAUACUGAGUCCAAGGAAACCCGCGCCGAGGCCGAGAACACGCGAGCCAAUUUGUGGAUGCCGACGUUGGUGAUGAACAUCGAAGCCAAGACUCGGCUUCCCGAGGAAGGGGUCGAGUGGCUGGCGAUGCGAGUGUCGUCAAAGCAAAUCAAGGAUGGCAAAUUCGAUCUCGAGAUUAAUUUGAGAGACGAGGACGGAGAGUUGAUUUCUCUGGGUAACCAGAUUGCCAUGAUUGUAAGCAUGGAGAAGAACACGAAAAAGAGAGACCCCAAAGCUGUGUUGUAG
Molecule: messenger RNA, 1044 nt
Organism: Clonostachys rhizophaga
Lineage: Eukaryota; Fungi; Ascomycota; Sordariomycetes; Hypocreales; Bionectriaceae
Source: the annotation of a GenBank genome assembly